AUGGACAAAAUCACAGACAAAAUCGCCGCUCUGCCGGCCGAUAGAGAGUACUUUUCUCUCGAAUUCUUCCCCCCCAAGACUGCCAUGGGCUUCUCCAACCUGCGCCAUCGACUACAGCGCAUGGAACAGGCUUUGAAACCUCUUUUUGUCAAUGUCACUUGGGGAGCUGGAGGAUCAACAGCGACCAAGUCCCUUGAGCUCGCCGAGCUCUGCCAGCGGGAGCUUGGCUUAACAACGUGUCUUCACUUGACUUGCACCAACAUGAGCAAGCGUCUUGUCGACAAGGCCCUUGAAGACGCCAAAGCCCUCGGUAUCCGUAAUAUCCUCGCUCUCCGAGGAGACCCUCCGCGAAAGGAGGAGUACUGCGAUGCAGAAGAUUCGGAGGACGAUGGGCAGCAAGAUUUCACAUGGGCCAUUGACCUUGUGAAAUAUAUUCGCAGGAAGCAUGGGGAUUACUUUUGUAUUGGAGUGGCAGCAUACCCCGAAGGCCACUCAGACGAGAGUCACCCUCAGGACCAAAGUUUGGAACAUGAUUUGCCGUACCUGGUGGACAAGGUACAAGCCGGUGCCGACUUCAUCAUGACCCAGCUCUUCUUCGACAUCAGUGCCUAUGACCAUUUCGAAAAGACCCUCCGAGAACACCCUAGUGGCGCUUUCAAGACUAUCCCCAUCCUUCCUGGCUUGAUGCCAAUUCAGAGCUAUCAGAUGAUCAAGAGGACAACCAAGCUCAGCCACGCGAAGAUGCCGCCCGCCAUCAUGGAUCGUCUCGAUGCUGUCAGGGGCGAUGACGAAAAAGUCAAGCUAGUCGGUGUGGAUAUUGUCAGUGAACUCAUUGACCAAAUUAGAAAAAUCAAGAACCGAACACCAGGCCGUAGAGGCUUUCACUUUUACACCUUGAACUUGGAAAAGGCGGUUUCCUUUAUUGUCGAGAGAACAGGCCUUAUUCCCCGCGAAUCAGAGAAUGAGGAGGCGCUCAUUGACGACGGUACUCUUGCGCCUCCGGCAAUCCAGGUCAACGGCACCCGAGCUUCAACUCACUCCCGGACAUCCAGGAGACACUCGUCUGUUGGUUCUGAUCCCUAUAACCGAGUCAUUGUUGCUGGCCAACCACCAUCACACCCUGAAUGGGAGGCAACCGGACAAGAAGCGGGCGUGCCGGCUGAAAGCAUCAACUCGCGCGCAAACACGCUCGCCAUUUCCGAGGGCGAAGGUGUCUUGGGCAGGGAAGCCACGUGGGACGACUUCCCCAACGGUCGGUUUGGCGACUCGAGAUCGCCGGCGUAUGGUGAAAUCGACGGCUACGGCGUAAGCUUGCACAUGUCAGUCAAUCAGGCCGUGACGCUUUGGGGAUCCCCCACGAGCCGCCAGGACGUCAACAAUGUCUUUGUCAGGCACAUCAAGGGCGAGAUAUCGGCCAUACCAUGGAGCGAAGAGGGACUGUCCCCCGAAUCGUCAACCAUCCAGUCUCGCCUUGUAGAAAUGAACGGCAAGGGCUGGCUGACGGUUGCGUCACAGCCCGCCGUCAACGGCAUCUCAUCAAGCGACAGGACAUUCGGCUGGGGCCCAGUCAACGGCUUCGUGUUCCAGAAAGCCUUUGCCGAAUUCUUCUUACCAUCGGCAGACUGGCACACGCUAGCCGAAAAGUUGAAGGGAUCCGACUACUUCGACAGCGUCUGCUUCUACGCGGCCAACGCCAAGGGCGACUUUGUCUCGUCGUACAUCAGCGGCGGGCGGUCCACGCGAACCGUCGCAGCGAGCACCAACGCCGUGACAUGGGGCGUGUUCCCCGGAAAGGAGAUUGUCACGCCAACCAUUAUCGAGGAGGUGAGUUUCAAGGCAUGGAGCGAGGAGGCCUUUGGUCUGUGGGGAGAAUGGGCCAAAGUAUACGGACGGGGGUCGGAGAGCGGAAAAGUACUGAGCGGCAUUCGAUCUGAUUACUGGCUGGUGAAUAUCAUCCACCACGACUUUAUAGAUAGGGAAGCAUUGUGGAAGUUGCUACUCGAGUGA
Molecule: messenger RNA, 2007 nt
Organism: Metarhizium brunneum ARSEF 3297
Lineage: Eukaryota; Fungi; Ascomycota; Sordariomycetes; Hypocreales; Clavicipitaceae
Gene: met11
Product: Methylenetetrahydrofolate reductase 2
Biological process (GO): tetrahydrofolate interconversion
Cellular component (GO): cytosol
Molecular function (GO): FAD binding; methylenetetrahydrofolate reductase [NAD(P)H] activity
Source: RefSeq, a predicted model, not a curated record